AUGACACUGUCACCGUCGUUAUGGAGCACCUACACUACUACUACUUUAAUUUUUGAUUCUGUAACAGAAAACGUGACAUCACAAUUAACAAAUACUGUGAUACCAGUAUUAAGAAACAGUACAUAUACAAAAAAUAAAACAGAAGAAUUCCAAGUUUCGAAUACUGAAUUUGUAAAUUAUUCGAUAUUGCACUGGCCUAAUUAUUUAUGGUUUGCUGCUGGUUUAGGAAUUGGAAUAUUCAUAAUGUUAAUUAUAAAUUCCAAUUUAUAUUGCCAAGUCUGGUGUCCUAACUUUCGUAUCUUAAGACGCAUUCGGAUCUUCUUUAGAAUCCUUUGGCACCGUUUCAUCGUUUGGUAUCGUCACGUUUGUCUUGGUAGAAACGAAUAUUUUAUUUCAACUCUCAAGCAAAAUGACAGAGUUAUCAAAGAAGAACACGAAAUAAAUUUCCAACCGCUUCCGCGCGUCUCACUAUCACCGCGACUCACAAAUCAGUCGCGAUCUUUACAACAGUCACAAUUGUCGCAUCGCUCGCAAAUGUCACAGUUGCCACGUGGUUCACGAUUGCUACAACUCAGUGAUCUCACAAAUCAAUCGCAAUCUUCAUCGCAACAGUCACAAUGGGAUACUACGUUACCUACAGUCUCACGGCAAUCUCAUAUCCCACAGCAAUUACCAAAAAUUGUUAUUAAUAAUCGAUUCUUUGAUCUAGUUUCCUCAGUUAGAAACAGCCCUGCAAUCAUCGAAAAUUCCCAAAUUACUGGAACAAUACAUACGACUACCGUAAGAACCAUGAUUGCCACAUCAACUAUAGCGCCUGGACGAUUCACUUCUUUUUCUACACAGUAA
Trachymyrmex septentrionalis is the source of this 846-nucleotide messenger RNA. RefSeq lists its product as uncharacterized. The transcript is spliced from 5 exons. The coding region runs from base 1 to 846 and encodes 281 amino acids. The record is from RefSeq and is a predicted model, not a curated record. Lineage: Eukaryota; Metazoa; Arthropoda; Insecta; Hymenoptera; Formicidae.